AUGAAAGCUUCUCUCAUUCGAACCGGUUCAGUCCCGGUCCUCCCCGGUUCACCUCGAACCUCUCUCUCACGCCAAGUUUCAUUUUCCGGCGACAAAAACCACCACGUUCAAUCUUCACUGCAUUUCCACUCCACCGACCAGAAUUCAAACGGGAUCAACAGAGCGUUAUCGGAAAGCGCUGUAAUUCGAUCACCGAGCGAGAAUUUCGGCUUUUCUAACAACCUGAAUCGUGCCAGAUCACAAUGUUUUCCUUUGGAGGAAGCCGGACUCGGCGGCGGCGGAUGCGAUCACGGAGAUGUGACAGUCACCAGCGGCGGAAACGGCGGUGAAAGGAUUAAAAUCGGCGCGUAUUAUGAGGAAACGUUGAAGUCAAAUCCAACUGAUGCGCUUUUGCUUAGAAACUACGGCAAAUAUCUUCACGAGGUAGAAAAAAAUUUGGUGAGAGCAGAGGAAUAUUACGGAAGAGCGAUUCUAGCGAAUCCUGAAGAUGGCGAAUUGCUUUCUCUAUACGGAAAGUUGAUAUGGGAAACGUAUGGAGAUGAAGAAAGAGCUAAAUCUUACUUUGAUCAAGCAAUUCAUGCUGCUCCUGAUGAUAGUACCGUGUUGGGAUCCUAUGCACAUUUCAUGUGGGAAGCAGAGGAGGAGGAGAAGGAGAAGGAGAAGGUGGCGGCCCAACUUAUCGCUCCAUUUUAA
Molecule: messenger RNA, 693 nt
Organism: Vicia faba (fava bean)
Lineage: Eukaryota; Viridiplantae; Streptophyta; Magnoliopsida; Fabales; Fabaceae
Source: the annotation of a GenBank genome assembly